Molecule: messenger RNA, 681 nt
Organism: Peniophora sp. CBMAI 1063
Lineage: Eukaryota; Fungi; Basidiomycota; Agaricomycetes; Russulales; Peniophoraceae
Source: the annotation of a GenBank genome assembly
AUGGAGGCAGACAACUUCAGCGCCCACGAUGCCUGGAAGCUCCAUCUGGAUUCACGCCUUCACCCUUCGGGCACGGGUUAUCUCGAGGUCAGCGUCCCGCACGUGUCGCCAAGCACAAUGAAGACCUCGAUAGCGUUUUCGUUUCCUACUUCCGAUAUUGGUGUCAAACUUACGGAUACCCUCGUCCGCCCGAUGCAGAUAUCCCAAUUUCGACGUCUGAAGGUCAAGGGGUUGUCGGCGCCACCUACUAGUCUUUGGCAUCGCUGGUUUGGGAGCGCACGCGAAGUUCAACAACUCACCCUCGAAUCCUCGGACACGCUUUCGUGUAUUCGCGCGCUCGGACUUCCACUGCCUCAAUCACCUAUCUAUCCUACCAUGCCUUCAGAACUGGGGCCACCUCUCGAAGAGAUGCUCUUUCCUUCGCUGCAAGAACUUACGAUUCGCGAUGCCGAUUUCACGAAGAUCGUCGCUCCUGCUUUGAAUCCGGGUCAUGCUGCCGCUGUGAUGAAGCUUACUCUGAGCAAACGCGCGUAUCGGCGAUGUAUCCCGAGGUGUUUGAUGUUGCAAGAUUGCGUUGCGGACGGACGCGAGUUUGAACGUUGGACGGACGCGGUACCACCGGAUCAGCGCGAUUGGACGGCCAAUGGCUUGAACAAAUCUUCCCGUCAUAUGUAUGAGUAG